AUGAAACUCUGUUCUUGUGUUGCAGUAAAUGAAUACCAAGUGGAUCAGGAGAAUGAAGUUUCAGAUUUCAAAGUGUUUGAUCUAAGUGAAUUGAGGAAAGUGACAAAUGGGUUUAGUCCCAGUUGCAUUGUCUCUGAAGGUGGAGAGAAAUCUGCCAAUGUGGUUUACAGAGGAAAGCUCGAAGACAAUCGUCUCGUCGCCAUCAAGCGAUUCUCUAGACUCUCCUGGCCUAACGCUCAGCAGUUUUUGGCGGAGGCUACUAGUGUUGGAAAGCUUAGAUCCAACAGGUUGGUCAAUCUGAUUGGUUGUUGCGCUGAAGGAGACGAGAGACUGUUGGUUGCAGAGUAUAUGCCUAAUGAUACUCUCUCAAAGCAUCUUUUUCACUGGGAUAAUGAGCCACUUCCUUGGGAAAUGCGUGUUCGAGUUGCAGAUUUUAUCGCACAAGCGCUUGAUCAAUGCAACAUCACAGACCGAAAGAUCUAUCAUGAUUUGAAUGCAUACAGAAUCCUCUUUGACGAGGAAUGCGAUCCUCGUCUAUCAACUUUUGGUCUCAUGAAGAACAGUAGAGAUGGAAAAAGCUAUAGCACUAACUUGGCUUACACUCCACCUGAGUUUCUACGAACAGGUAGCAUCGUCCCUGAAAGUGUGAUUUACAGUUAUGGAACUAUUCUUUUAGAUCUUUUGAGCGGCAAACACAUUCCACCAAGCCAUGCUCUUGAUUUAAUAAAAGGGGAAAGCAUUUUGGUACUUAUGGAUUCAUCACUUGAAGGGCAAUACGAUAAUGAAGUCGCAACUAAACUUGUUGAUCUUGCUUCAAAGUGUCUUAAAUCCGAGACUAAAGAUCGACCUGAUACCAAAUUUCUUGUCUCUGGAGCGGCAAAAUUACAAAAGCAGAAAGAGGAGGUUGCAUCUCAUGUCUUGAUGGGUUUGCCUAAGUAUAGGGUUAUACUACCAACUCUGCUUUCUCCUCUCGGAAAGGCUUGUUCGGAAGAGGACCUCGACGCUGUACACGAGAUCUUGGUUAAAUCCGGUUACAGAGAUGAGGAAGGAGCAGAGAACGAGCUUUCAUUUCAAGAAUGGACACAACAAGUGCAAGAAAUUCUCAACACCAAGAAGCUCGGAGACAUUGCUUUCAGAGACAAGGACUUCAAGAAGGCGAUUGAAUGUUAUUCAAAGCAGCUGGUUCAUAUGAUGCCUCGUACAUCUGCGACGGUUUGUGCGAGACGGUCUUUCUCCUUCUUGAUGACGGAGGAGCCGAACCUUGCGCUGAGAGAUGCAAUGCAGGCUCAGGUUACCGUACCGGAGUGGCCUACGGCGUUUUACUUGCAGGCUUUAGCGCUUUCGAAGCUUGGAAUGGAGACUGAUGCUAAUGAUAUGCUUAAUGAAGGUGCUGCGUUUGAUGCUAAGCGACAAUAACAGAGCACUUGGCUUAUUUGAAGGAAAAAAACAGAGAGAGAAAGAGAAGAGAAACAGAGUAACUGUAAGAGUGUUUGUUGUUGUGUCUUUAUCUUGUUGAGAGAGAAAUUGGCGAGGGACUGAAUUGUUUGUGGUGAACUAGGGUUUUAUGUUCUAUUUAUGAAGAAAUAAAUAUUGUUUUGCAGUAUUAAUAAUACAGAGAAAGAUGGAAACUUGUUUAUCAGAAA
Molecule: messenger RNA, 1643 nt
Organism: Thlaspi arvense
Lineage: Eukaryota; Viridiplantae; Streptophyta; Magnoliopsida; Brassicales; Brassicaceae
Source: the annotation of a GenBank genome assembly